This is a messenger RNA of Drosophila serrata, 5130 nucleotides long. RefSeq names its product phospholipid-transporting ATPase ABCA3. Gene Ontology annotation, biological process: transmembrane transport; lipid transport. Gene Ontology annotation, cellular component: intracellular membrane-bounded organelle; membrane. NCBI's taxonomy places the organism in Eukaryota, Metazoa, Arthropoda, Insecta, Diptera, Drosophilidae. The record is from RefSeq and is a predicted model, not a curated record. Gene Ontology annotation, molecular function: ATP binding; lipid carrier activity; ABC-type transporter activity.
AUCACAAUGUGCUUUGAAUUCAAUAUAUAACAAACUUGACAUAUUCCACAUCCUGGGUCCAAUAACAAAUUUGGCUCCCUUUUACAUGUUAUUUUUAUUGUGAAUAUAUACAUAAUUUUCAAAUACACCGGCACCGGGAUAUUUUCACAAUGCCGGCCACCAAGGGUCUGCUUUUUAGGCGCUACAUCGGCAUCGAGUUGAAUAUGUGGCGGCACACGCUCUUCGAGGCAGUCGCACUGAUAAUCAUGGUCCUGGUGAUCCUGCUUAAUCCCAUCGCCCACUCCAAGCGCCUGCUGUACAAGCGUACCGGAACCGAGAAGGGGAAGAGCAUCGAGUCGCACACGCUGACCGACCUCUCCAUAUUACAGAGUGUGACGGACUCAAGGCGGGAAAAGACCCGGUUGAACCUGGGCUAUACACCCAAUACGCCCUUUGUUUCUCAACUGGCCGGAAAGGUGAUGAUGACACUGGAGCUUAAUGACACGAUUCCCUUCGAGAGCGAGGACGAGUUAGAGAAUCAGUUAGAUGAACGGACCACUUUAGCGGGUCUGGUUUUCAGAGGAGAUGAUCUCAAUGAUGUGCCCAAUAAACUCAAUAUGUUGAUCCGUUUCCCCAGUGAGUUCCGUACGGUAAAAUCUUACCAAACUGAGGACCGUCUUUGGAUAACUCGCUGCUCGGGACUCAUCAAUAGCGACCGGGAGCAAGUGGACAAAAAUAUUAAGCAGGAUAUAUACAUACGCGAGGGAUUCCUGCAGCUUCAGCAUCAGGUCUUCUUAGAGUGGUACCAUCGAUUGCUUGAAAAAUUCAACAGCGAAUAUUCGGAACCCAAUGUCUUGAUGUACAACAUCCUUCUUAAGGCUGCCGAUGAGCCCUGCGUCGCAAUGAGUCUUGCCCGGCUGCCCACGUUCUUGUAUUAUUUUAUAUACCUGCUCCCCUUCCUGAACAUUAUCCGAAACGUGGCGUCCCAGGUUCAGGAUGGUGUCAUGGUCCAUCAGUGGUAUUAUGGUUAUUCUUUCGGAACGCAAUGGGCUAUAAAAUUUUGUGUGUUAUUUUUUAGAUUGAUUAUACUUGGUGCCAUUUUCAUUUUGAUUAUUGUGUGCUUCUGGGUGUUUGGAGAUGAUAACAAACAAUUAUCCGGCUUCGCUAUUCUGGCCUUCGUCUGCUUCGUGGUGUUGUUCACUGUGGAGCUUAUAAUAACUGCUUUGGUGGUGGCCAAGCUAUUCGGUAAUCCCACCAACGCGGUUCUAUUUGCUCUGGGCGUGUGGCUCUUUACAUAUGCCGCCUUCGCCAUUGUUUUGGAGCGCUACUGGGACACCCACAAAUACUAUGUCUUCUUUAUCCUAGUUAGCUUCUUCAAUUGCCAGAUGCUUUUUGCCAUGGACCUUUUUAGGUAUUCUCACGAAAACCCCGAUUUUAUAAGAACCAACGACUUCGUCGUGCUCUUCGUCUCGGUCAUAGGAUCGGGCUUGAUUUACUACUUCCUCCUGUUGGCAUUGCAGUGGCGAAUUCCGGGUAGGUAUCUUAGCCGGCGAGUAGUAAACAAUCGGGCGCGAAAGGCAAAGGAUUCGGAUAAGGUCAUGAUGCACAUGAGCAAGGUGCCAAGCAUCAGUAACUUUGAGUUCGGAGACGCUGGCAUCAUAGAGUUAAUGCGACUGCGCCACAUAAGUACCACACACCGAGACUCGGAGCGAAAGAUUCUUAAGAAUAUAUCUCUCCGCAUAUACCAGGGUGAGGUGUACGUGAUUCUCGGCCAUAUCGGAUCAGGGAAGCUAACCCUCCUUAGGGUCAUGGCUGGCUUGAAAUACCCAAUACGCGGCACUGUAUUGCUAACGGACAAGCCCUUUCUAAACACCGGUGGGCAACGUCACCUGGUUGACUUCCGAUUCGCAGAGCAUGGACUAAAUGAGAAGCUAACAGUGGAGCAGACCAUCGACUUUCAUGUGCGCCUCAAGCUGACGGCCAAUGACUCGGAUCGAUAUCAGAUCGAGAAACGCAAGUGGCUGGCAAUACUCGAUCCUCUCAUCGAGAGUCGGAAUACAAAAAUUGGGAAGCUUAAUUCGGGCGCUAUGCAAAUGGUGGCAUUGUGCUGCUGCCUGGCCGGGGACACAAAGAUCAUCAUUAUGGAAGAGCCCACGGAAAGACUGUCGGACCGGGAGGCGCAGGUCUUUUGGUCGAUUGUCAACUCGGAAAAGGAAAAUCGGGCGUUCAUUUUCGCCACCCAUAAUUUUGGAGACGCGGAGCAUGUGGCCGAUAGGAUCGGAAUCCUUAGCAUGGGCGUACUGGAGGCUAGUGGCACGCCGUUUUUCCUGCGAGCCAAGUUCAAUAGCUCCGUGGAACUGGUUAUCAUAAAGAAACCCCACGUCCCUGAUGUACCAAUCACUGAAUUUAUUAACAAGUUUCAACCAUUUGUGGAGCCCGAAAACGAGAUUGGAGAUACACUUACCUACCGAUUGCCUUCUGAGUUCCGUCCACGUCUGCAGAAGCUACUCAUUCACCUGGAGAGCGAUCGCAAGAAGCUGGGCAUCGAGAACUUCAAGGUUGUGGGUGCGGAGCUAUCCGAUAUUUAUAUGCAGUUGGUCACCUCAUAUCGACUGCAGCAGCAGAUAAUUCCGGAUGUCACUCAAACCUUUAAGUACCAGGUGGUGUCCAAGAAACAGCUAAAAAGACAGCGAAUUCGGGCCAUGUUCUACAAGAGAAUGAUCAAUUCGGCGCCGAAUGUUUGGCCCGUCAUCAUGAUCAUCGCCACAUUUGUACUGAUCGCAAUGAUUGCACGCAUCACGGUGCUGAUCGGUACUGGGAAGAGUCGCGCCAACUCGAUCCGCAUCGGGUUCCAGGAUCCAUCUGUUAUUUCGUCCAUACCGGAUGUCAAAGGUUGCGGUUACAUUGACAUCAAAUCGACAACGACAUAUAGCACCGCAUCGGAAGAAGAGAAUCGGGUUGCGGUGGCAAGGAUUUUUACAACGAACUCGUUUACUUGCGAGAAGGGAUCGUAUCGCGAUGAUUUAAUACGGAUGCACGAGCUUAAGAGCAAGGGAGCCGUGGAGUUGUUGGAAGAUGGCAGCCAAAUUAAUGGCUUCAUCACCACGGAUAUCUUCCACUCGGCCCCCAUGGUGCUCAAUCUGGUCCACAACAUUAUCCUCAAACUUACGUAUCCAGGACGAACCGACCUAGCGACUAUGGUGACCAACCAUCCCAUGCCCACGCGAAUAUCCAAGAAGAUCAACCUGUUGGACAACAAGAUUGCUCACAUUCACGUCCCCUUAGCGAUCGGAUGCAUCAUCCCAAUGACCGUAUCCGUGUUCGUCAUCUCAAUGAUGGAGGAGAAAAUCUAUAACUUCCGGUUUAUGGAACAUCUUGCCGGUAUGAGUCUAUCGGUCUACUGGACCAUCAACCUUUUCUGGGACUGGUUUAACUUCCUAAUAUACUCGAUCAUCAUUGUGCUUAUCAUGGCUGUAUUCGGGAUUGGAGGAUUCGGGAUGUUUGAGAACUUGAUCAUCGUUAUGCUGCUGGCCUUUUUUGGACUGGCAGCAAUUCCGAUCACCUAUCUGGUGACCAUGUUUGUUAACUCUAGCAUAUUACGGGCCUAUCUCGUCUCAAUGAUCCUGCAGGGCAUGUCCGGUUUUGUACUGUACAUUAUCUACUGGGAUGUGGCCAAUAGCAACUCGUUGUUCUACCACAGCGCUUGCAUGUCACCGGGCUUCUCGCUGCUGGACGGGAUCAGCAACAUAUAUACGCAGUCCGUAGAGCACAGGCUCUGUAGGGCCAAGUGCUUGAAUUACCGUGGUUGUACACCAAAGAACAUGCAUGAGAUAGUGCCGAACUGCAAAUUUGACACCUACUUUAAAUGGUCUUCCCCGGGAAUUUUGCCCGCUAUUGUCUGUAUGUCCGUAUGCGCCAUUAUAGCCCUGGUGCUUAUUUUCUGGAUCGAGCUCCAACGUCGGGAGAGGAAAUUCCACUCUUCCAGAGACCUGCAUAAAAUGCGUACCGCCACAUAUCCCUUCGACGACGGCGAUGUGGCUGAUGUGAAGCAAAAGAUUGCCGAGGCGGAUAAUACCAAGGCAAAGCAGUCUGUGUUUUUAGUGGACCAGGUGGAAGCUAAGAUCCCACAAACGGGUAACAGAAUUCACACCAUAUCCUUUGCCCUGAACAAAUACAUGAGCAUGGGCAUCUAUGGACCUCGCCAUGCCGGAAAAAGCCACCUGAUCCAGCAGCUGGUGGGUGAGAAGGGAUUUGCCUACGGCGAGAUCUAUGUGCGGGGCUUGGACUUCAAGUAUGACCUGGAGAGCAUCCACACCUAUAUGGGCUACAAUCCGCAGUACCGAGGCCUGCUGCCCAAUUUGACACCAAGGGAGCACAUCCGGCUGCUGUGCAUGAUCCGCGGCGUCCCGCAAAGGAAAAUCAGCGAGAAGAUACACGAUCUGUGCCUGAUGCUCAACAUGACCGGUUGGAUGCACCGUCGGUGCGGACUCCUUACGGCAGAGAAGCUGGCCAAGCUUAAGGUUGCCCUAGCCUUGGUCGCAUACAAUAAGAUUUUGGUCCUGGACGAGCCGACGGCCGGAAUGCCGGCGACGACAAGGCGUGAGAUCUGGAAUAUAUUGAGAUAUAUGCGAUACUGCGGCAAGACUAUGAUCUUUGCUACCAAUGAUGAGCUGGAGUGCAAAAUUUUGGCUGAUUUCAUUAUCCUUUUCAUACAUGGCGAGAUGCUGGCCAUUGGCAGUCUGCAGUAUCUGCGAUACAAGUACAGUCACGGCUUUUACUUUGAGGUUCGCCUUAUACGCGACGGUGCCACCAUCGCCGAAACGGAGGAGAACCUGCGUAAGGACGUAGAUAACUUGGCAAAGUUUGUCAAUUUCAUGCACAACAGAUCAGAGUUGGUAGCUCGCAGGCGCAAUUGGCUAAAGUAUUAUGUGCCCGUGGAUCAGAUCGUUUACUCGUACCUUUACGGAUCCAUUGAGAAGAACAGGGUCCGGCUGAAUAUCCAGGACUACUGCAUCUAUCAGGCGCACAUGAGAAAUGUGGUAGCCCAUGUGCACGAUACGCGGACGGAGCUGAAGAACCAGAUGGUUGUUCAAACGAAUGACUUUUAAAAUUUUAUGUAUAAAUGUGUUAUGUUUGUGUAUAGUUACUAAA